AGAGAGAGAGAGAGAGACUUCUUCAGACACAAAUCUAGGAGCGGAAGCUACGCCCCAACUAUCGAAUGAUUUCAUUUGUAAGAUUCUUCACCUCCUUUUCUCUGCUUGGAAGGAUUCUUCAUCUUGCCUUCUUCUUACGUGAAAUAUGCUUUUCUUGUUGAUUUAUUUUCUGGUGUGCUGCGAUGAAGCCUAUGAUUAAUUUGGGAUUUUUGUCUUAAGACUUUUCCGCUCACUGAAUCCAAUCUCCGAAAUCAAGUCUUGUAUCUGUUGCUUUUAGUUCUUCUUAUAUAGUCCAAGUCUGUAUGUUAUCACAAAAAACAGCGGAUUAGAUUAUCAAAUUUUUAAUUUGGUGAUGUUUCAAUACUGGGUUCUUAGCAUAGUAAGUGAUUCAUGAAGAUUUUUGGUGUAUGGUUUUGUAAUCUCUCGGAAUUCUUGUGUUAAUUUAUGUAGUUUUGGAGGUAAAGAUGUUAUCAAAGGCAGAUAGCAGAAAGAAGGGUGGUGGGGUUUCAGGACAUGGGAGGGUUUUAAGUGAUAUUGAAGCGAUAAAUAAGACAUUUUAUUCGGACAAGACGUUAACUAGGCUUGCUAGUUCUACGGCUAGUAGUCGAGCCAAGUCCAUUGGAAAGUCUCAUGUUCAAGAAUCUGCUAAAGAUUCAUCUGAGAGGGAUAAGAAGUCAUCUAUUUGGAGUUGGAAAGGUCUCAAGGCCUUGACCCAAGUCCGGAACCGCAGGUUCAGUUGUUGCUUCUCUCUCCAAGUCCACUCCAUUGAUGGCUUGCCUGCGCUCUUUGAUGGUUCUUGUCUCGUUGUGCACUGGAAGAGGCGGGAUUCUGAGCAGAUGACACGCCCGGUUAGGGUUUGUAAAGGAGUAGCUGAGUUUGAGGACCAGCUGACUCAUUCUUGCUCUGUCUAUGGUAGCAGAAGUGGCCCUCACCAUUCGGCAAAGUAUGAGGCGAAGCAUUCCUUGUUGUUUGUUUCUGCCUAUGAUGCCCCUGAGCUGGACUUGGGGAAGCAUCGAGUUGACUUGACUAGAUUGCUUCCCAUAACAUUGGAGGAGCUGGAGGAGGAGAAGAGCUCGGGGAAAUGGACGACUAGUUUCAGGUUGUCAGGUAAAGCGAGAGGCGCAACAAUGAACGUCAGUUUUGGAUACGUUAUUCAAAACAGUAACACUGAGUGGUCUUGUGGAAAGAGUGUUUCUGAGAUCCCCAGCUUGCAGCGUAAUAGUGCAAGGACGGAAAAGCCCCUGGGGCCUUCUGACCAAAUGGCUAAACCAGACAUUUAUCGAGCGGGAAGUCUUCCUGCCAAGUUGUCUGCCUCAAACCAGUAUCCAGAAGACAUAAAGGAUCUUCAUGAGGUUUUGCCAAUGCCAAGGUCGGAAUUGCUUGAGUCAAUGAGUAUACUCUAUCAGAAAUUGGAUGAAGAGGUUUCUAAAACUCCGGUUGAGAAUAAAAUUGAGGCUGAUUCUUUAUCUAUUUCCCUGCACAAAGUGGAUCAGUCCAGACCACCUGAUGCUGGGGAAGAAAAUUGUGGAACUGAAUGUGAAAUUGCUGAGUUUUCUGUCAUAGAUAAGGGGAUAGAAGAGUUGAGCAAAGAACACGUGGGACCAGAAGGCGAGAUAUUAAAGUUUGCUCAAGCUACUGGUGAUGGUCUAGAAGCUGACUUUGAUGUCGAGGUGAUCCUUGGCUCGGCUAACUCCUCUGAUUCCUCACCAAUAGAGGCAUCGUCUCAAGCUGACGAGCAAUCAAUACAAGCAGAGAAAGAAAAAGACAUCUCCUUAGAGGAGGUCCCAGAGCAAGAAAUGGAGUCGCCGUUAAGUUGCAUAACAGACCUGGCGAAUGAAAAAUUAGAAUCUCAAAAUGAAGAGACUGAUGCUAUACACUUGGCAAAUUAUUUGGAGGCUAAUUCUAAUUACAGAGAUUGCAGCAAGGGAAAAUCGCUUAAUUUGGAUGAUGUUACUAACUCGGUGGCUACUGAUUUCUUGGAGAUGCUGGGUAUAGAUCACAGUCCAUUUAGCUUGAGUUCCGAAAGUGAGCCUGAUUCUCCAAGAGAGCGUCUACUGAGGCAAUUUGAGAAGGAGGCUCUCACCAAUGGAGGUUUACUCAACUUCGAUAUUGAGAAUUAUCCAGUAGAACUUGUUCCAACGGGAUCUUCCUGGGGAACUGUCUCUGAGGAUUUCCUUAAUCCACCGAUAUUUGAUGGUUUUGAGGAGAUGUCUAAGAUGGAAAUGGAUGCAUUCGGGGCGAAAACUAGGGCCUUGAGGAUGGAAGAUUUGGAAACUGAAGCUUUGAUGCGUGAGUGGGGAUUAAACGAGAAGGCAUUUCAACACUCUCCGCCUGGUGGCUCUGGUUUUGGCAGUCCAAUUGACAUGCCUCCUGACAAUCCUCAGCAGCUGCCUCCCCUGGCAGAAGGUUUGGGUUCCUUUGUGCAGACGAGAGACGGUGGAUUUCUGCGAUCUAUGGAUCCUGCACUUUUCAGGAAUGCCAAGAGUGGUGGGAGCUUAAUUAUGCAGGUGUCCAAUCCUGUGGUGGUGCCUGCAGUAAUGGGCUCCGGCGUAAUGGACAUACUUCAAGGUCUGGCAUCUAUCGGGAUUGAGAAGCUCUCUAUGCAGGCUAAGAAAUUAAUGCCUUUGGAAGAUCUAACAGGGAAGACCGUCCAACAAAUAGCUUGGGAAGGCGAACUGCGUCUGGAGGGACCUGAGAGGCCAGAGUUGGUGCAUCAGGAAACCGAAGUGAUGAAGAAUGUGCAUCAUGAAAACAAGAGCGUGAAAGGUGCAUCCCGUGUCCAAUCCCUUAAAAGGGAUACAGAAUAUGUGUCUUUAGAGGAUCUCGCCCCUCUGGCCAUGGAUAAAAUCGAAGCUCUUUCAGUCGAGGGCUUGAGGAUACAGUCCGGCAUGUCGGAUGAAGAUGCUCCUUCAAAUAUUAGUGCACAGUCGAUUGGUGAAUUUUCUGCACUCAAGGGAAAGACAGUCGAUGUCAGUGGGUCCAUAGGUCUCGAUGGCAGUUGUGGAUUGCAGCUACUUGAUGUUAAAGAUAAUGGUGAAGAUGUUGAUGGGUUGAUGGGUCUGUCCCUAACACUCGAUGAAUGGAUGAAGCUGGAUUCCGGUGAAAUUGAUGACGAUGAUCUUGCAAGUGAGCGAACCUCCAAAAUACUGGCGGCCCAUCACGCUACUUCUCUAGACCAUUUCCAAGGGAGAUCAAAGGGGGAGAAGAGACGGGGAAGGAGUAGGAAGUAUGGUUUGUUAGGCAACAAUUUCACCGUUGCGUUAAUGGUGCAGCUGCGCGACCCUCUGCGUGACUAUGAGCCAGUUGGCACCCCGAUGCUUGCUCUUAUUCAAGUCGAGAGAGUGUUUGUUCCUCCAAAGCCUAGAAUCUACAACACUGUUUCUAUGUGGAGGAGCUCCGAUGAUGAUGACGAGGAUAAAGCAGCUAAGGGCGCCAAAGAGGAGAAUGUUGGUGAAAAGCUAGUAGAAGAAAAGAUUAAUGAGGAAGAACUGAUUCCCCAAUACAAGAUAACUGAGGUACAUGUGGCUGGAUUGAAGGCAGAGCAGGGUAAAAAGAAGCUAUGGGGUUCCACGAAUCAGCAACAGUCUGGCUCCCGUUGGUUGCUCGCGAAUGGGAUGGGGAAGAAGAAUAAGCAUCCAUUAAUGAAGUCGAAGGCUGUUCCGAAAUCAUCUGCUUCUGCCUCUGCGCCAAGCACAACGACUGUGCAGCCGGGAGAGACGCUGUGGAGCAUUUCUUCUCGUGUCAACGGAUCAGGGGCGAAAUGGAAGGAACUGGCAGCACUUAAUCCACAUAUUAGAAAUCCAAACGUUAUCCUUCCCAAUGAAACUAUCAGAUUACGCUAGGAGGUUGAAGCUUCAUUUUGAUGUAUAUAUAUAGAGUGGAUGAUGAUACCCCUCUGUAUCACUCUUGUUUGAAGAGCAAAGUGAACUAAAGAAUUCAUUCUUGCUAAUGUAAAAACUAUUGAAACAGAGAAUAUAGUUUUGUUGUUUUUACCUUUCA
Molecule: messenger RNA, 3999 nt
Organism: Salvia miltiorrhiza (redroot sage)
Lineage: Eukaryota; Viridiplantae; Streptophyta; Magnoliopsida; Lamiales; Lamiaceae
Product: protein PLASTID MOVEMENT IMPAIRED 1-RELATED 1-like
Exons: 2
Coding region: 465-3842 (1125 amino acids)
Source: RefSeq, a predicted model, not a curated record